AUGCCAGAUUAUCCAGGUCUCGGCCUUCCCCUACACUAUGAUCCACAGAGAGUCUCCGACAACACAAGUCAUUAUCCGAUUGGUGCCCAUCAAGGCUGUUGGGGUGCAAAUUCGAAACUAAUUCAUGUCCGAGAGCUUGCCAUGAUGAGCAUUAUGGAACGUCUCACGGAUAAGGAAGAGUGGCAUAAGAAAAUCUUCAACGAGUACAUUGUGUCCAAGUGGCGUGCAGAAGCUCUAGACAUCCCAGACGAACAAUUUUGGAUGAUGGCAAUUCGUGAUAAGCAACAAACUCGGAACUACGACGGCAUGAUUCACUUGAGUCAUGAUAACCUUGACAGAAAAAUAGAGGAUAUCAUGGACACCAGUACUUUUGAUUGUUGUAUCGAAGAACUUCGAAGUAAGGCCAAAUAUUAUGAAAAAACCAGUGUCAUUCCAACUCUUGACGCCUGUGCAUCUGUUGCCAAAUCCGAUCAUUUGGUCUCUACUGAGCUCCAUGGAUCUCUGCGCGAGGCGUUUGAUACGCUUAAGAGGGAUCAAUAUUCAUCACUUGACUGGCAUCCCAACUCGAGUGACAUGGUUCAAGAUCUCGUACAUCCUUCAAUGUACCCUUUAAUCUACGGUCGUAGUCGAGUCAUGAAGGAUGAAGUCGUUGGAGUCAAUGACGCCAUCGAGAAAUGGGCAGGAAAAGGUGAAAUCAUCCCGUUGGGAGGGGCAAGCUACGAGCAAACAAGUGCCACUAAGGGAUAUCAAAGUUGGGGCGCAGGACAAAAGCAUUACUGGUCAAACAAGUAUCAAUGGUUGCCUGCAAAUUUAGCCUUCCAAGAAAAUGGAACAGUCAAAUUUACCAGUUACAUCAACAACAUUCAUCCAACCAAGUACCCUGAGAUUUACCGCACAAUUGAAAAGUUAGUCGAGACCACUCUUCCCUUAUGGAAUCAAUGUCUUGCUAUUGAUAUCGACUACGAUAAAAAAAUAUGGUGCGGGAAGACUAGAGCCUCGGUUCCCAUACCCUGA
Messenger RNA from Botrytis porri, 1014 nucleotides. RefSeq lists its product as uncharacterized. The record is from RefSeq and is a predicted model, not a curated record. NCBI's taxonomy places the organism in Eukaryota, Fungi, Ascomycota, Leotiomycetes, Helotiales, Sclerotiniaceae. The transcript is spliced from 2 exons. Bases 1 to 1014 code for a protein of 337 amino acids.